AUUUGGAGGCUGGAUAUUGAGGCCACAGACUUGGGCAGUGGAGGAGGGAGGGAGGGGGGGAGAGAGAAUAACAGCGGGCCCCUCGGUUAGAAUUUCCUGUUGCCGCUGCCUUUUAAUGCUAAACAGAUCAGUCCUUUCCCCAAAUUCAUCCAGGGAGCUCCUGGCUCCUGUCAACUGCUUUGCUGCCAGACAGACUGAGCGAGGAGCGGGGAGACGGGGAGCAGCGCUCCGGGGAGUUGCCGAGCUGGUCUGCAGCCCAAGCAUUUCCAGGAUCAGAGUGGCUGGUGAGGCUGCCAGCACUGCUUACAUCAAUGGAUGCCCCGAAGGCAGAGACCAGCCUCAUCACCAACAGCAUACAAGCAUACAUGCACAUCACCUCAAACCCCGAGAAGGCGGCCCUGUACUUCAUCACGGGCGUGUGUUUCGGGCUGAUCCUGACGCUCUGCCUGCUGGUGAUCCGCAUCUCCUGCCACGCACGCACGGAGACUGCCGGCCCCGCCAGCAAGAGGGCGGAGGAGGGGAGCGAGGAUGAGGAUGAGGACGAGGACGAGGAGGAGGACGAGGAGGAGGAGGCGGUGGUCAACAAUGGGGGGUCGCCCACGGCAACAGACUUGGGCCAGGUCAACAACGGGCAGGCCGGCCACGCCAGCCCAGGGGUGAACGUCUUCACGUCCGCCGAGGAGCUGGAGCGGGCACAGCUGCUGGAGGAGAGGGAGCGCAUCAUCCGCGAGAUCUGGCGCAGCGGGCAGCCCGAUGUCCUGGGCAGCGGCUGGCACCAGUUCGAGAUGGAGAUGCUGCCCAACGGAGGGCAAAGGGAGCAUCGAACCUGGAGCCCAAACUCCCAUGGGAAGUACUAAAUACCAAGGAGGAAAGAUACUGCUGGUUGAGAAACAAAAAUAAAACUAAUUAUAUGAUUUAGUUCGGGACAUAUGGAGAACACAUAACCAAAGAUGAGUAGUUGAAGCAUUUGCACCAAGAGUAUGGGAUUACCCGUAUCAAAAACACAGUGGAAGGAAAGUAUUACUAAGUAAUUGGAUCAGGCUCAAGGAUUCUCUUGGCCUUGCAAGGAGCUGCUGCUGAGUUAUUAACGGCACUGCCAUUACUUAUAGGCAACUGAGGACCAUUCCACAGGGAGACGUGUUGAAGAAUCAAUGCAUUCUCGAAGAAAUUCCAAUCCUGUUUGAAACCCCUGACUUCAGACGCCAACAAUCCCAAUGGGUUUCAGGGAGGAAAAUUAUCCGAUUGCUGACCAGACCUUCUCCGAUUCAUCCUGCCUCGGAAUGGCCAUCGAUUCGAGAGGCAAUGUUAAUCACCUUCCUUGCACCUCAUGAAUCACACCGAGACUGGGACCACAUCAAUUGUCUUCAGACCAAUAUCUUUUGUAUAUUCAAAAACAAUAUUUUCUGUCGAGCUCUUAACAGCUUGAUGUUUUAGGCGGGAGAACUUUUGCAAUGACCUGGAUUAGUUUCCAGAGACUUAUUGUUAGGUGCUAGAAUUCUUUAAGAAUUGCACUUGAAGAAGUGAACAUGGUACUGCUUCAUAGCUUUGCCCAUAAAUGGGACCAACGUGUUAUAUGUUGCUUACCUGUAUAGUCCAGUAUCUUACUUGGUGACAUUUCUAUAUGUGUGUUGCCAAUAUAGUCAAUGCUUUACAUGUGAUUGUGAGUUAAAUGUGACCAACUUACAAAGAUGAAAUUGCCAUAUUAGAAGUGCCUUUUUAAUGAUCGCUGUGUGUUGUAGGCAAAAGAUGCCUCACUUCACAUUUUAUUUCAAUGGUCAGUAGCAGAGUUAGAACAUGUAUCCAGUGGAUCAAAUUCAUAUUCCUUGCUUUGUGCCCUAUAAUACAUUCAGUGUGUGAGAGAGAAUGAUAGCGAGUAAGAGGGUGGCACGGUGGCGCAGCGGCAGUUGCUGCCUUACAGCGCCAGAGAUGCGGGUUCGAUCCUAUGGGUGCAGUCUGUACGGAGUUUGUAUUGUCUCCCCGUGACCUGUGUGGGUUUUCUCCAGACGCUCCAGUUUUCUCCCACACAGCAAAGACAUAGAGGUUUGUAGGUUAAUUGGCUUUGGUAAAACUGUAAAUUGUCCCUAGAGUGUGUAUCUGGUGAAGUAGCUGUGUUACUCAGUGUUACUGACGAGACUGCUGACUGAGGUUGUUACUCAUGAAGCCGAGUUCAGACUAGUUCCAAACAGGUGGCUGGUGACCCACUUUCACAAUGAACCAACUCAGGGUACUUGGCCGGGGGAAUGGAAGAGAAACUCUCACCUGAUCAAUGCACUUCCAGUAAAGUCACUCUCCUCAUGUGAAACAACAGAAAUAACAGUUGCAACAUGCCCACCUCAUGUUGAUUUAACAACCGUUCCAGGCUUGUUUUUGGGUCUGGGUUUCAGAGGUCAGUCACAACGCUGGGACAGCUCGAACAAACAGUAAACCAAAUCUGUUAUUUGCAAAGGAGAUGAAUUUUAUGUUAAAUCUGCCCAUUACAUGUGCGGCGCAGUGGGUGGGUAGAGCUGCUGCCUCACAGUGCCGGAGACACUGUGGUUCGAUCCUGACCUCAGGUGCUGUGUGUGGAGUUUGUCUGUACACAUGAGUUUCCUUUUGAUGCUUCAGUUUUCUCCCCUAUCCCAAAGUUGGGGUCCCAAAUCUCAAAGAGUUUGUAGGUUAAUUGGCCUCUGUAAACUGCCUCUAAUGUGUAGGGAGUGGAUGAAAAAAUGGGAUAACAUAGGACUAGUUAACAUAGAACAUAGAACCCAGUGUAAGAAUGUCACCAUGCAGUGCAUCCGUGACAAUAAUGAACCAUUGAGCUAGUGGGAACGGGUGAUCGACUGUGAGCAGAGGCUUGGUGGGCUGAUGGACCUGUUUCUAAGCCGUAUCUCUGAACGAAAACUAAAUAGGAUAGUUGCAAUGUGAAAUUUUGUAGGGGGAAUGUGGAUAGGCAAUGUAAAUUAAUAGUGACAAAAUAAUGGAGAUCCAUCGAAAAUAGAAGAGAUAAUGCUUAAACAUUUUCUCAAGUAAGAUCCUUGAAUUAAAUAGGUUUUUUUAAGACAUGACCCAGUCACUGGGCCUGUACUGUGGAGAGCAGUAAGUUGGUCUGCACAAGCGUAUAGGGGAGGUUUGUUAAUGCAAUUCUCUGGGUUAGAAACUUCAGUCGGGUGAUCAGACUGGGGAAGCAGUAAUUGGAGCAAAGAGGGUCAAUAGAAGAUUUAAUUGAACUGGUCAAAAUGAUCAAGAGUUUAUUAGAGUGAUUAAAUACAAACUGAAGAUAGACAAAAGUGCUGGAUUAGCUCAAUGGAUCAGGCAGCAUCUCUGGAGAAAGUGGAUGGGUGACGUUUCGGGUUGGGACCCCUCUUCAGAUGAAUGAGUAUGUAGAAGUGUCUCGACCUGAAACGUCACCAAUUAUUUUUCUCCGAAGAUGCUGCCUAACCCGCUAAGUCAUUCCAGCACUUUUAUCUAUCUUUGGUAUAAAAAAAGUAUCUGCAGUUCUUUGUUUCUACAUUUAGUGCAAACUGACUUCAGUGGCAAAAGGUCAUAGAUUUUAAGAUAAUUGCCAUAGCAACCAGAGGUGAGGUGAGAAUCUUGAGUUUUACGCUGUGACUUGUAAUGUGGAAACUCAGUCUGAAAGUUGGAAGUAGAUUCAAUAAGAACUUUGAAAAAGGAAAUGGAUAUGAACAUAACGGGAAUUUGAGCUCUGUAGAGAGCGUGGAGAUAUUGGAUUAUGAGCUGGCAGUGACAUGGUGGCCAAAAGAGUUUGAGGUCCACAUCGUUCCAGAGGUCAGAUCUAGAUGGUCUGGCAUUUGCCCAGUCCCUAUACUCACCAGACAGACAGCAGAUCCAGACAGCUGAUCUUCACAGUCGACUAAGCCACAGCUGGUGUAUUCCAUGCUACCUGCCAACACAAUGUCUGACCAGCCUUGACAGAAAGCUUUGCCAGCUGUCAAAGUUGUGAUGGGUUUUAAGACCUUUAAAUGUCUCUGACAUUCAGAGAUAAAUUAAUUAAAUAAAAAUUAAAUUAAUUGCAAAAUUGGUUUGGGGACAGCUCUGCCCAAGACCACAUGAAAUUGCAGAGAGAUGAGCAUGUAGCUCAAUCCAUCAUGCAGACCAGACUUUCCACCAUUGAAUCCAGAUACACUUCAUACCGCCUCAGGAAAGCAGCCAACAUAAUCAAAGUCUUGCCCAAGCCUGGUCUUUCCUCCUUCUCCCUGCCCCUGUCUGGCAGACGGUACAGAAGCUCGAAAGCAUGCAUCACCAGACUCAGGAACAGCUUCUUCUCCUAUGUUAUGAGGUUUCUGGAACAGUCCUUCCAUAAGCUAGGGUACUGCCCGAUUCACCUCGACCCUAUUGUGGACACGGUACUUUGUGUAUGGAACUACAAUGCUGAGAACUAUAUUCUGCAUUCUCUAUCUUCCCCUUCGCUCUGCCUAUUGUACUUGUGUUUGACUUCAUUGUAUUUAUGUAUAGUGUUAUCUGAUCUGAUUUGAUAAUAUACAAAACAAAGCUUUUCGCUGUACCUCGGUACACGGUGACGAUAAUAAGUCUAAUCCACAAGUAAUUUAAAAGUAAUAAAAUCGACCUUUUGCGUUGUGGCCACACAGGCCAGGAAUGAAACCAAUGGAAUCUCUGACACAGACAUUGCUGCUGAAUUCUGUUCCAAGUCCUGCAGUGGGGAACGGUGUCUAACCUGAACCAACCCUGUCGUUGAGCUGUUUAUUGGUUUUUUUUAAGGGAACUUUACUCCCUUUCUGUAUCCCAUCGCAACAGGAAGAAAUGAAACAGUGCUUGAAUAACUUAACAGGUCAGGCAACAUCUGUGGAGGAAAUGGACAGGCGACGUUUAGGUCCCUUCUUCAGAUUCACACUGUUGCCUCCAUGGAUGCUGCCUGACCAGCAGAGCUACUCCAGCCCUUUGUGGUUUACACAAGAUUGCAGCAUCUGCAGUUCCUUGUGUCUCCAAGCUGAAACAGGAGAUGGCCACACCAGUCAGAUAAUUCAUUGAUUCAUUCAUCAUCGUUGAAAACAUUAGCGACGCAGUGGUGCUGGUUUCCGAUGACGAACGCACCACACAUCUCUGUCCUCCAGUUCCUGCGGACUUCCGCCGCUAGAAGUAUGUGAUUUUGGUGGGUAGGAUUUUGUACUCACCAGUCUCUGGAAAAAUAACUUGUCAUGCACAUCACCUUUAAACAUUUCCCCUCUCACCUUAAAGGUUGCCAUUUAGUAUUUGGUAUUUCUACUCUGGGGAAAAAGGCCCUGACUGUCUUGUCGAUGUAUGCUUGGCACAUUUUAUAUACUUCCAUCAGAUCUCCACUCAACCACUGGCAAUGCAGAGAAAACAAUUCGAGUCUGUCCAUCCUUACCUUGUAGAUAUUACCCACUAAUCCAGGGGCGAUCAUAGGUGGUAUAUAAUACGUAACAUUGCAGUAUGUCCCAUGGAACUUCACAAGAAUGGUUCUUUAGCAAGAUUCCACUCAGUAGAAACAGAAGGCUCACUUAAGAGCGCAGACAGAAGAUCGAGGCUGUUUCACCCUUUGUUACAAGGUGCUCAAUUGCCCAAUGGUAGGUCGAACACAAAGUGCUGGAGUGACAACGCAUCAGGCAGCAUCUCUGGAGGAUGGAGAUGGGCGGUGUUGCAAUUUAAUAACUCAUUUCAAAUGUUGCUUCAGCUCAUAUUUUGUUUUGCUUAAUAAAAAAAAUAGUUAAAU
Molecule: messenger RNA, 5689 nt
Organism: Leucoraja erinaceus (little skate)
Lineage: Eukaryota; Metazoa; Chordata; Chondrichthyes; Rajiformes; Rajidae
Gene: eva1ba
Product: eva-1 homolog Ba (C. elegans)
Exons: 3
Coding region: 312-857 (181 amino acids)
Source: RefSeq, a predicted model, not a curated record